AUGCACGAACACGGACAUGACCAUGGCGCAGAGGUGCCCAAGGACUUUAUCAAGAAGCAGAAAGUCACCUCCUAUUGCAUCCGAAUCAUUCUGUUCAUCUCCUUGGGAUCGACAUCGUAUGGCUACUCAUCUUCCAUUAUUGCCACGACGCUCUCGCAGCCUUCCUUCACCAAGUCCAUGCACUUGGACACCGCCAGCAACGCCGCCUCGCUGACUGGUGCCAUGAACGGAAUCUGGUUUGCCGGAGGUGUUGUCGGCGGACUGAUUGCCGGUUGGUUUAGCAGCAAGUACGGCCGAAAGCUCUGUGUCACCGUCGGAGUAGCCAUGAUUUUGAUAACAUCCGCCUUGCUCACCGCAUCAGUCAAUGCGCCUAUGUUCAUUGUGUUUCGAUUUUUCAACGGAUGGGGAGCUUAUCAAACCUUGUCUCAGGUCCCAGUCUGGAUCGCUGAGCUGGCACCACCCCAAGUGCGCGGCGUCCUGGUCGAUCUUCAUGCCUUCCUCAUGCUAUGCGGCUAUCUUCUCGCAGCAUACAUGGGGCUGGCGUUCUAUUUCGUCUCUGGUGCCAACCAGUGGCGUGGUGCCAUGGGCAUUCAAAUGGUGUGCCCUGCCAUUGUACUUUGCGGGAUCUACUGGAUGCCCGAGUCUCCUCGCUAUCUGUUGAGCAAGGACCGUACCGAGGAAGCUUGGCAGGUCGUCCAAGAUUUGCACUCUACCAAGGACGACCCAGAGAAGGAAUUUGCCAAACGGGAAUUCUAUCAGAUGCGAAAGCAGAUCGAGUUUGACUCUCGACUGCCAUCCUCAUACCUCGAUAUUCUCAAGAGACCAUCCUUGCGAAGACGCGCCCUCAUGACAAUUCUGUUGGAAGUCUGCAAUCAGAGCUCAGGAAUAUUGGUCAUCCUCAAUUACGGCUCUAUCAUCUACAGGACCCUCGGAUUCAACAAUGUCCAGAUAUUGAACCUCCAGGGUGGUUUCCAACUGACUGGCGCCGUCUUCGGCCUUCUCGCCUUGACCUUUGUGGAUCGAGUCUCACGCCCAAGGCUCAUUGGCAUUGCACUCUUGUCGUGCGCUGCGACGCUGGCGGUCUUGACAGGGCUCCAGAGCACUUACCUGGGCACAGACAACAAGGGUGGCCUCAUCGCAUGCGUGGUCAUGAUUUACCUCUUCCAGGCAAUUUACGCGGGCGCUUUGGACGGUGCGGCCUUUUACUAUGUGGCAGAAAUCUGGCCGACGCACCUCCGAUCCAAGGGCCUCGGCAUCGCCGUCGCUUCGCUCUGCGCGACCGACAUUGUCUUUCUCCAAUGUGCCCCACUGGCUUUCGAUAACAUUGGCUGGAAGUAUUUCCUCGUCUUCAUCUUCGUGCCUGCUGCUGGCGGAGUCUACAUAUGGUGGACUUACCCGGACACACUGCACAAGCCCCUGGAAGAGAUCGCGGCCAUCUUUGGCGACGAAGAUAUGGUCAUGGUCUAUCAGAGAGACCUGGAUACCGCAGAGAUUCCUCUUGACGCUAUCGAACAGGAUCUCCCGGGAAAUGACAAGGGCCUUCGGGAGCAAGUGGUACAGAUCGAACAGGCAAAUCAGGGACAAGUUGGAGAGAGUACCAAAUAG
Messenger RNA from Fonsecaea multimorphosa CBS 102226, 1605 nucleotides. RefSeq lists its product as uncharacterized. The record is from RefSeq and is a predicted model, not a curated record. NCBI's taxonomy places the organism in Eukaryota, Fungi, Ascomycota, Eurotiomycetes, Chaetothyriales, Herpotrichiellaceae. The transcript is spliced from 3 exons. The coding region runs from base 1 to 1605 and encodes 534 amino acids. Gene Ontology annotation, cellular component: membrane. Gene Ontology annotation, molecular function: carbohydrate:proton symporter activity. Gene Ontology annotation, biological process: transmembrane transport; carbohydrate transport.